Verruconis gallopava is the source of this 3887-nucleotide messenger RNA. RefSeq lists its product as uncharacterized. Gene Ontology annotation, cellular component: nucleolus; intracellular anatomical structure. Lineage: Eukaryota; Fungi; Ascomycota; Dothideomycetes; Venturiales; Sympoventuriaceae. Gene Ontology annotation, molecular function: ATP binding; RNA binding. Gene Ontology annotation, biological process: maturation of SSU-rRNA from tricistronic rRNA transcript (SSU-rRNA, 5.8S rRNA, LSU-rRNA). The coding region runs from base 56 to 3733 and encodes 1225 amino acids. The record is from RefSeq and is a predicted model, not a curated record. The transcript has a single exon.
GAGGGAACUGGUGCCGUCUUCAGGGCUCCUUAAGAUGAUCUUUUUGUUAUGAGCCAUGCCUAAAUUCGUUCCUCGCGAGCGCAAGCACAAGAAGCUCGCAAGACAGAAAGAUGCGGAACAAUCAAUUCACGACGCUGCCUCAAAAGCAGCUGGCGCGAACACCGAUCAUGAGCAGCUGCUGUCAAAGAAGGCGGCGCUCAAGCAGGAGCUUGCAACUCCAGCAAUGAGUUCGAAGAAGAGGAAGAGGCUGGAUAAAUAUAUCGAAAAUAAGCUGAGACGGGAGGAGACUCUUGCCUUGAUUAAGAGACUGGAGCAGCGCCAGAAGGAUGGGUUGGAUCGCAGCGCAUUGAUGAGUGCGAAGGUGCUGGGAAGGAGAGGAGACGCUAAGAAUGACAGAAAGAAGUCGCGAAGAGUGGAGGAAGAGAGCGCUGGGGAGAGCGAAGAAAGCGAAGAAGACGAACGUGACCAAUUCGAAGUACCCAACGCCAGAAAGGAUGAGAAGCUGGAUGGAGACGAGUCGGUUUCUCCCGUGGCACCACCGUCGAAACAAGAGGCAGAUCCAGGUUUUGGUAGCGGCUUGAAAAGGCCGUUGGAGCUGGAUGAGAACGGCAGACCAAUCAUCAAGAGCAGAAAGCGCAAGAGGACGGGACCGUUGAUCUUCGAUAGACUUCCGGUGCAAGAAUUCGAACAUGCCGAGUGGACAGGCUUUAGCGACGACGAAAUGAGCACCAACGCGGAUGGCGACGUAGAUUCUGAGGGCGAAAACUCCGCAACGGAGUCGGAGGAAGUUAUGAUGGCUGCCUCAGAUGCCAGCGGCGAAACCCAGACCGACGACGACAUGGAGGAUACAUCAUCUGAAGGAGAUCCGGAAGAUUCAGAAUCUAGCAGCACGUCCAAGGUAGCGCGCAAGGCUAGAACUUCAGCGUUCAAAGCCUGGGCAGAACAAGAGCGCAAUAAAACCAUAGGGUUCACGCCGUCUACGGCCACGCAGCUACAAUUGCCGGUCAUCCCAGAAGAGAUCAAGAACUCUUUUGUCCCCCGUCCCAUUGAACAAGAUCCCCUACCUGAAGGUUUCACUCAGCAAUCAGAAAUUGCGAAAGAUCGACGGGCGUAUUCCGUCCCCGUUCAACGAACAGAUGAAAUUCAAACGAAGCGUAUGGCGCUUCCGGUCGUGGCAGAGGAGCAGCGUAUCAUGGAGGCAAUCUUCAACAACGAUGUCGUAAUAGUGUCCGGUGCCACAGGUAGCGGCAAAACAACCCAAGUACCGCAGUUUAUGUUUGAGCAUGGCUUUGGAAGUCCUGAUGGACCAACGCCGGGCAUCAUUGGUGUCACUCAGCCUAGACGUGUGGCAGCUGUCAGCGUGGCGAAGCGUGUUGGAGAUGAGUUGGGUGACAUGGGUAAGAGAGUGGCAUAUCAGAUUCGAUUUGACUCAACGGUGCGGAGCGGUACAGCCAUCAAGUUCAUGACCGAUGGCAUUCUCUUGCGAGAGAUGACUGAGGACUUUUCGUUGAAGAAGUACUCGGCAAUAAUCAUUGACGAGGCCCAUGAGAGAACUGUAAACACAGAUAUCUUGAUUGCUCUGAUGAGUCGAUGCGUUAAGAUCCGAAGGGAGCUUUCAUUGGCGCAGCCCAAAGUUUAUAAGCCGCUUAAAUUGGUCAUCAUGAGCGCCACGCUUCGCGUCGAAGAUUUUCGGGCGAACAGUAGACUCUUUUCACAGCCUCCCCCUCUCCUAGAGGUAGAAGGGAGGCAGUACGAUGUCAAAGUGCACUGGGCGCGAAGAACGAGCCACGACUUUGUUGACGAGGCAUUUAAGAAAGUCAGUAGAGGACAUAGGAAGCUACCACAUGGUGGCAUGCUUGUUUUCUUGACGGGACAGAACGAUAUUCGACUGCUGAUGCAAAGGCUGCGGGACGUGUUUCAGACGACAGAUGAAAAGAAGAAACCCGAGUCGAAGAGGAAAGUGGAUACUAAGGAUAAUGCUGUCGAGGAGGAGGAACUAGAGGAGCUGGGAGCUGUGCACGAUGACACGCAGCUCGACAUUGACGAAGACAGUGUUGAGGCGGCUAACGAGGAAGAGACAGCUGAGCCGGACGAUCCGGACGCGGAGUUCAUCAUCGAAGGGGAAGAACCUGCCUCUGAAAUCAUGAAGAUUCACGUUUUACCUCUGUAUUCACAAUUGCCGUCGAAGGAACAGCUUCGCGUCUUCGAAGCCCCACCCGCAGGAUCGCGUCUGAUCAUACUUGCCACAGAUAUCGCCGAGACGUCUCUUACGAUUCCAGGUAUUCGCUACGUUUUCGACUGUGGUCGUCAUAAGGAACGUACGUGGGAUCGAGCUGGAGUUCAAACCUUUAGGACGAGCUGGAUCAGCAAGGCUAGUGCUGAUCAGCGGAUGGGCCGUGCAGGACGAACGGGGCCAGGACAUUGUUACAGACUCUAUUCCAGUGCCAUUUUUGAAUCCGCCAUGCCGGAGUUUGCUCAGCCGGAGAUAUUUAGAUCUCCGCUGGAGGGCGUGGUGUUGCAAUUGAAAAGCAUGAACAUUGGAAGGGUGGACAACUUCCCAUUUCCAACGCCGCCAGUGAAAGGUAGCAUAGUCAAAGCAGAGAAACUGCUGAUGAAUCUGGGGGCACUUGACGGGAAAGGAAGAAUAACGAAACUGGGGAGAGAACUGCAGAACUAUCCACUGAAUCCGCGGUUUGCGCAAAUGCUGCGGUUAGGUGUGGCGCAUGGGUGUGCCAAGGAAGUUAUUGCUCUCGUUGCUGCGUUGGACGUGCCUGAGCUCAUGAUCCCAGAGAGCCAGCUAGAUCUAAAGACGCCCGUCAAAGCGCAGGAUGAGAUCUGGACAGCGGAAGAUGAUCUUGCAGAGAGCACAAGACAGACUAACAGAAAUGCUUAUGCAGCCGCCCAAGCAAGACUUUCAAGACUGGAUUUCAACAAAAACAAAGUAGUGCCUCAAAGCGAUGCGUUGAAGCUUUUUGCUGCAAUGCUGGACUUCUCUUCCACGCCCGCGGAUCAAAAGGAAGAAUUUUGCAAAACGAAUUUCAUAAGAGAAAAGGGCCUACGUGAGGCUGACCAACUAAGGAAGCAGCUCUUCAAUAUUGUGCGGAAUCUGCAUCCACAUGUUGCCGGCAAUCUUCAGCAAGAUACGCUCAAGAAACCGUCUGAAAAGACGACCGCGCUGAUGAAGCAGAUUACUGCUGCCGGCUUUGUAGAUCAGGUUGCCAUACGUUCUGAUCUGCUUCCCGUGCCACCAAUAGAGGAGAAGAAGGCGAAGAGAGCGAUCGAUGUCAAAUACAAAACGCUCUUCUCUUCGUCUUCAAGGGAUGGAGAACCAAGCGAAUCGGACGAUGGGUUUGUCUACGUCCAUCCAUCUUCACUCCUUGCUCGGCUGCCUACCAACUGCAUGCCAAGAUACAUCAUCUACCAUCGGCUUCAGCGUUCGCAACCUUCCCAGCCCGGUGCUACGUCCAGAGUCAGGAUGGCCCCUCUCACGCCGGUCUCGGCCGAGCAACUGGCGAGCCUGGCAAAGGGCACCGGCCUGCUGGAAAUUGGCAAACCGCUGGGAAAGCUGGAAGUCUUACCGUCGAACGAGAAAGGUGAGGAGCGAAGGGAGUGCGAGGUCAUGCUCUCCCUCGUGGGUGACAAGGGAAUGGUGGGAUGGCCGCUGGUGCGGAAGAAGGUCGUCCAGAGAAGGGACCCCGCUGAGGGUUGGGUUGUCGAUGUGUGGAAGAGCUGAUUCCACGUCGAAGUGCACUUUCUUUUUUUGCGUGGUGCAAACAUGUUUUGGAAUUAGCAUAUCUAUAAGGCGAAGCAGAGAUACCGUCUGCGCCUGGGUGAAAGCUUAUCGAUAGAAUGCAACAGCAGCAUUUCUAAUGCCCUGAAAUCCAGAA